AUGCCAUCUAGCAUCCUCCCUCCCGGCCAUUCCAAAUCGUCAUGGUGGUCUCGCUCCAAAACCGGCAAGGAGCCUUCCGUCAAGCCCAUGCGCUCCUUCUCCAGCCUCAGCGACGACAACGAGAAAUCAUCCACGUCGUCCAUGUUUCCCCCCUCCACCAAAUCCAAGGACACGUCGGGCUUGAGUCUCAAAACCCUCGGCUCAGCCAUCAGCUUCAAGUCCAAGAAGGUCGCCUCCCUCACCAUUCAGAAUAUCCCCUCCGACGUCCCCAUCCAAGCCCCUCCGCCCCCCAGUCCUCCUGCCGACUUUGGUGCCGACCAGACGUCUGUCGCUCCUUCUAUCCUCUAUUCAAAUAGAAUCCCCACCAUCAAGUCCAUAAGGACUGACCGCUCAACAGAGCUCGACAACGAUGCGAGAUCAGCUCGCACCGCUUCAGAGCCCCGUACACCCUCAGAUUACAGGACGUCCUACCAGCCAUCCGUCCUCACCUUCUCCGAACUCGACCCCUUCGCCUCUAGCGGUGUCAUUGUACAACAGGGCCACGAUCCAAACAGGCUUUCUGCCUACUCCGACUCGUCUAUGCUCGAGCCGACGCAUAAACGCGGCGAGAUCCUUUUCUAUAACCGCAUCUCAUAUGCCUCCUCUUCUUCAAAGUCGCAGGGUCAUUCUUCUGACAGUCAUUCAAUGGCAAUAGCAUCCCCUCGAUCGUCUCGCUUCUCUAGGCCCGAAGGAAGCAGACAAAACACAGCAGGAACGAGGGACUCUUCACUGGCCCCGCCCGUUUCACCGCUCGCAUCUCCUCGAAGACAGAGUCCCUCCGGAUCGUCGGGGUCGACGGUGAGAACAGGCGAGGGACCCAGUCGUCUUAGCGAGCCCGUACCGGGUAACCUGACGUUCCAGCGUGCAUCUUCAUCAUUCUUGCAGAGGCCGCGAGGUAUGACGAUAGGUGCGUCAGGGAGCAGCGAUUGGCGACCUAGUACUGCCAACCCAGCGCUGCCGUCGGCUGUGCCUGCCCGACUGCGGAAGGCGUCCGACGCUCCGCCUGCCUCGCCCAAGGGCUCGUCGUCUGCUGCUCCUUCCUCGUCCGCCUCCCCAAUUGCAUCCAGCCGCUCGCGAUCGUCCACUGUCAACAGCGCUGAGUCGUUCGAAUCGCCAAAUAUGUCCCCAUCAUCUACGGCUCACCCACUUGUUGUCGUGCGUAAGGCAUCAUCGACAAGGGUGACUCUACCACCUCUCAGUCGCGCACCGUCUCAGGACCUUCCGCCGACACCAUUCCCCGAAUCUGAUUUCGGCGCUUCCGACUCCCUUGAUGAUCUGUCCCUCUUCCCCGACGCACCUUCCUCUAGCUCAUCAAGUAUGAGCUUCGCGCCUAGCAUGGACCUCGACAUGGCAACCGUCACGGGCGACAUGAUCAAUCAGCUCAUGUUGCACGGCUACGAGGACCCGUCCGAGUCGAAAUCGAAAGGGAAGGGUCGUGCUAGCCGUCGCAAAGCAAACAGCACGAGUCCCUCAGACACGCUGCGUGACUUCGAGCUCGUGCAUCCGGGACCUUCGUCAUCGACCAGUAAGCUGCCAUCGAUGCCUGCCAGCAGCGAAGGCGGCUCUGCGGACCUCACCGGCGGCAUAUACUCUGCGUCCAUGCGCUCCCUGCAAAGGGUCUCGUCACAACAGAGCUUACUUGGCAAUCGAAUGUCGGGGGCAAGCCAGUCGUCUGCUGCGUCGGGCUCCCGCUCCUUUCACCACUCACGGCUCCCCCUACCACCUAUACCCGCGCUGCGCCAUGCUACGUCGGAUGUGGCAUCGCCUGCGUCUCCAUCAUCCCCGCCCCUCGAGCAGCGAAAAUCCUCUAGUAGUGGACACCAGCCGACGCGGAAGCGGCUGUUCUCGGGGUCGAGUGCUCGCAGGAGCACGUCGUCGCACGGGCCGUCGAGCAACGCGAUGAGCGGGGACGAGGAUAACCGCUCGAUUUACAGCGUCGACGAUCUGCGUGCGGCGGGGCAGAAGAUAGUCAUGUCUUUUGGCAGCUUCGCGAACCCGCUCUCGCUGCUGACGAGCAAUGCAUGCGUUGCGCCGGGAUCGUAUCUGCCCGAUGCAAAUAUGACAUCGACCACGUCGCCGGACCCCCAGACGCCCCAGACACCAACGGGCCCCAGUCCGAGCAAUAGAGCAUCCCAAACGGAGUAUAUCCCGCAGCAUAUCAUGUCCCCUGCGGAUAUGCUGAAGCUGGAGCAGCAGUUGGCUCAGGAAGCGGUCGAUAGGGAGCAACGUGAUGAAGACGAGCUUCCAGACGAAGUCGUGGAUCCCAACGUCUCGACGUCCAAAGCCGACCAUCGGCUGUCGGUCGUGUCGGCAGCGACUUCUGCGUUUGGCAACGACAAUUCUUUCCGACAGAGGAGAGACAAGACGCCUGUCUCGUCACCGCCCUCGAAGCCGUCUGCCCUUCCGACACCAGCGAGCAGGAUGAGGAGCGCGGCAGGAGAGUCGUCCCGCUUGCCUUUCCGUAGCCAUUCUGCGUUGAUGUCGGCCCCUCGCAAACCUUCCUUGUCACUUCGACCGUCUACUGCUACGUCGGGACUGCCGCCGCAAGCCACGUCUAUAGCAGCUUCGUCGGAUUCGCCCCAGCAAGCUCCCUGGAGUCUACCCCCUCCGCCAAGGUCACGUCCAGUCCGUGAUCCGCCACCCAGCAAGAGCGAAAGCGGUAAGCGCCUCAGUACGGUUCCCCUGCAGCCACUUUCGCCGCCGCCGACCCGUCUUCGGGCACGUAUCUCGUCUUUGCAGGGGCCUGCUAUUACUCAGCGCCCUUCGCCGGCCAGCAUAUCAAGGUCCCCGAGCGCCUUCGGCAACAAGGUGAUGCAUCGGAAGUCUCUCAUGAAGAAGCCCUCGUUUCUUGACAUAGAAGACGAGGCGGACGCGACUUCAGAGAGCCUCAUGGACGUGAACCUGGACGCACUGGACUCGCCGACCAUGGAUAGCAGCUUUCUUGACAUGGACAGGGGGAAGGAUUCCUUUGACACAGUGCGGAGCUCUGAUUCUCUACUCUUCGUUUAG
This is a messenger RNA of Fomitopsis serialis, 3048 nucleotides long. RefSeq lists its product as uncharacterized. The coding region runs from base 1 to 3048 and encodes 1015 amino acids. The record is from RefSeq and is a predicted model, not a curated record. The transcript has 3 exons. NCBI's taxonomy places the organism in Eukaryota, Fungi, Basidiomycota, Agaricomycetes, Polyporales, Fomitopsidaceae.